GUGAGUUCCGAGUUGGCAAUAUCUCGACCUCAUGUUGCCAUUCCGAUUGGGUGGAGGCCGCGUAUGGCGACGGCUUUUCUCAUCAGCUGUGAUGAGCCAGGGCAAAUGCAAGGGUUUGACCCAUGAAGAGUGUUUGGCACAGAUGCCACAGUACUGCAGUUGGCUUCUGACGCAGCAAAAAUCCUUGGGCAAGGAAUAUGAUGACCUGAAAGAAUAUCUUCUAUCUCGAGCCAAGGCAGACCCGGCUCUUCAACAGGCCCUGGAAGCUGAGAAUGCCGCCAAUGCCGAAAUAUUUGCAGAUUUGCCCCCUGGAGGUGAUCGAGCUGUUGGCUUUGGAAAGUAUGAGGCUUUGACCUACGAGGAACUCUUGAAAGCUGACCCCAGGUAUUGCUCUUGGGUGAAGGAGCAGUACAAAACGGAUCUUCAGGAAGGUGAAGAGAUGAGCAUGGAUUUUCGAGCUUUUGGAGAGUAUCUUCAAGGAGUUCAGCUUUCCUCUUUUGGAACGAGGACGCGUACGUUUUCUCGGAGGGGCAAUCCUUCCUACGCGUCGAGAGCACCGAGCGCCAACGGAUCUUUGGCAGAUGGGAAAUGGCUCAUCAACUUUGGUAGGCACAAAGGAAGCACCUUCGCUGAGGUGUACGCCAAACACCCUGACUACUGCGAGUUCAUGGUGAACGAAAUCUUGGCAAAUGAAGAUGGCCAGGUGAAUGCUCAGUCCUGCAGCUUUGCGGUCUACAUCCUCCAUGCGUCCAUGCAAAGCGUGCAGGCACAGAAGGCCGAGCCGCCGAAGUAGGCCAGCUGGACUGGAGCUUGCGGCCGUUUGUGUGUACAAAGUCCAAGAGCUUUCACGGGGAUUGGGAAGGUAGGGCCGGAUAUCAAAAGCUCAAGGUACGUGUGUAGAGCAUUUGAGUUCGAAGAUGCAGAACGCAUUCGACACUCAUCCACAAACACACUAUUUGGUAUUCCAACCGGGUAUGUUUGCACCUUUGGACUGGCAAGUAGGUUGGUGGUGAUGAUUUGUCAAGGGAGCAUGAAUAGUCAGUCCCGGCAACUGAAGCUCCGCUUGACAGUUGCAAGUUUGAGCGGAGAUGAAAGGAUGAAAGGAUUCAAUUUACCACAUUGCGGAACAAGAAAGAAAGGAACGGUGAUGCACUCUGACUCUGGUGGCUCAUGGAUCAUGGAAGUGGAAGGUGGCGGCUGUCCUCUGGUGAGUCGAGGUGCAAAUUCCUGCGUAGACAUAUGUGGCUCCGAUAGUUUUUGACUGGAAUGGAUUGCGGGAAGUGCCCUGAAUCAAC
Durusdinium trenchii is the source of this 1295-nucleotide messenger RNA. The record is from the annotation of a GenBank genome assembly. Lineage: Eukaryota; Dinophyceae; Suessiales; Symbiodiniaceae.